AUGAAUCCUAAACCAUCUGCAAUGUCUCCACCGGUUCCAGAGGGGGUAUGGCCUCUUGGCGUCGAUACGCACAACACCUACCCAUUAGACCUAGCUUCCCAGUACAUGGAUUUCGGAGACGAGUACGCGAUCAUUGCAAGUGACCCCGAGGCCGAGUGGACCAAAGUGACCCUUGACCCUGCUGCUCCACCACAACUCUCUUUGGAUACCCAGACAGUGUUAAAUUCUACCAACGACGAAUUACGGAAUACCUUCACCGAUUUCAGUUCUGAGGGCUCUUCUCAAGGCUCUCCGUCGUCAACGCUGAGCCAUGUGUCACUGUUGCCAGACUUUGUCCAUCCCCUUCCACCUGCCAUAGAUUCGGCAACCACCGAGUUUCUUCAGGUGAACGGUGUCUUUACACUCCCGAGUGAACGUCUUCAAAGUGCCCUCUUGCAAUCUUUUGUCGAAUGCGUACUGCCUUCCAUGCCAAUCGUUGAAUGGCAGGAUUUUCUCAAUUCGAUUUACGGUCGGGGUGGCCAUAGCCCCAUUAGCUUGCUCCUAUUCCACGCCGUGAUGUUUUCCGCGACUACAUUUGUUGAUUUGAAACACCUAAAUGAGGCGGGAUAUUCGAAUAGGCGGGAAGCACAUGAAUCAUUCUUCCAGAAAGCAAAGCUUCUCUACCAAGCAUGCUACGAAGAAGACACCCUCACCAUCGUGCAAUCCAUGCUCCUCCUAACCCACCGCGCUGACGCUAAAGACGGUGAUGACAGCAGCCACUGGAUCGGAAUAGCAAUAUCCAUGGCCACAUCCAUCGGCCUCCUUCAAGAUCCGAACGGCACCAGAAACUUUCACCACAGCUCUAGACUCUGGAAGCGAGUCGCCUGGGCAUGCUACACAACAGACUGUCUCAUUUCACUAAGACUCAGAUGCCAACCAAAUAUCCCCAGCAUCGGCUUUUGUCACCAGACUCUAACAGAAGACGACUUUGAGCUAUACAGUCUCCCCGAAGAUAAUUGGAUCCUGUCACCGAGCUGCACAGUAGCAUACGACGCCAACGUUCAGAGAGAACUUGCGCGUAUAUACAUUGCAAAUACGCGUUUAUGUGUCUGUAUCAGCGAAGUUCUCGAUUUCAGGGGCAAGGCCAAUCACCUUUACGCGUCGGCCGAACCAAUAAUUUCAAGAAACAGAGAUAGCCUCGACAAAGCCACGAGAGUCUCCAUUUCAGAAUACAAACUAGCAGAUUGGGCUGACUCCUUACCAUCCUCCUGCCACGCCCCCUCUUUGGAGUCCAGCAACAUCAACGAUCCGACAAUCGCCGUGCAGCGCAGUCUUCUCCACCUGCAGUUCUAUACGACCAUCGCGAUUUUGCACCAAAUGCAACCCUUCCAAUCAUCCAAGUUCUGCGUCCAGCAUGCUGCGAGUCAAAUUACGUUGAUUGCGUCGGAAUUAUAUGAAAAGGGGCUGCAUGAUCGAUUGUCUAUUGUUGGUGUCACGGCGAUUCUCGUGGCGCUGAUUAUUCACAUGUCUAAGCUGAAGGCGUCACCAUCGUCCGAGAGAUACCAGGCUAUCAAGAACUUCCAGUCGUGUCUUGACGUGAUGGUUAGUUUAAGGGAUGUUUAUUGGGAGGCUGCGAGUGUUACUGAGUGGGCGUCGAAGGCGAUUGAAAGCGUUGUUUUUGAUGGGGUUUUAGAGUUGGUGGAUUGA
Penicillium cinerascens is the source of this 1686-nucleotide messenger RNA. RefSeq names its product fungal specific transcription factor domain-containing protein. Gene Ontology annotation, biological process: DNA-templated transcription. NCBI's taxonomy places the organism in Eukaryota, Fungi, Ascomycota, Eurotiomycetes, Eurotiales, Aspergillaceae. The record is from RefSeq and is a predicted model, not a curated record. The coding region runs from base 1 to 1686 and encodes 561 amino acids. The transcript is spliced from 3 exons. Gene Ontology annotation, molecular function: zinc ion binding; DNA binding.